This is a messenger RNA of Apodemus sylvaticus (European woodmouse), 3247 nucleotides long. It is a transcript of the gene Aass, whose product is annotated as aminoadipate-semialdehyde synthase. Gene Ontology annotation, cellular component: cytoplasm. The record is from RefSeq and is a predicted model, not a curated record. The transcript is spliced from 24 exons. Gene Ontology annotation, molecular function: saccharopine dehydrogenase activity. Lineage: Eukaryota; Metazoa; Chordata; Mammalia; Rodentia; Muridae. Bases 88 to 2871 code for a protein of 927 amino acids.
GGGGAAAUCAGAGUCGGUAGGUUCCAGAUUCAAGAGCUCUGGGAGGCUGGGGACUGAUCCACGAUCCGCAAGCUACCAGAUCUGAAGAUGCUGAGGGCGCAGAGGCCAAGACUGGCCAAGCUGAGAGCCUGCCUCUCCAGAGGCCUGCACCACAAGCCGGUGAUGGCGCUCCGGAGAGAGGAUGUGAACGCCUGGGAGCGCAGGGCGCCUCUGGCUCCCAAGCACAUCAAGGGCAUCACCAAACUGGGAUACAAGGUCUUGAUACAGCCUUCCAAUAGACGGGCCAUUCACGACAAGGAGUAUGUCAGGGCCGGCGGCAUUCUUCAGGAGGACAUCACAGAAGCCUGUUUGAUUUUGGGAGUGAAAAGGCCUCCAGAGGAAAAACUGAUGUCCAAGAAGACUUAUGCCUUCUUUUCCCACACAAUAAAAGCCCAGGAAGCUAAUAUGAGCUUGUUGGAUGAGGUCCUGAAACAGGAAAUACGGCUUAUUGAUUAUGAGAAAAUGGUGGAUCACAGAGGGUCUCGAAUAGUGGCGUUCGGACAGUGGGCAGGUGUGGCAGGAAUGAUUAAUAUUUUACAUGGAAUGGGCUUAAGGCUCCUUGCUUUGGGACAUCAUACGCCGUUUAUGCAUCUUGGCAUGGCUCACAACUACAGGAACAGCAGUCAGGCCGUGCAGGCUGUCCGUGACGCUGGCUACGAAAUCUCUCUGGGGUUAAUGCCAAAGUCAAUAGGGCCCUUAACGUUUGUAUUCACGGGGACUGGCAAUGUAUCCAAGGGAGCCCAGGCAGUCUUUAAUGAGCUACCUUGUGAGUAUGUGGAGCCCCAUGAAUUAAAAGAAGUUUCAAAAACUGGAGACCUGAGGAAAGUGUAUGGGACGGUGUUAAGUCGCCAUCAUCAUCUUGUCAGGAAAACAGAUGGUGUGUACGAUCCUGUAGAAUACGAGAAAUAUCCUGAGCGCUACACAAGUCGUUUUAAUACAGAUAUUGCGCCCUAUACAACUUGUUUAAUUAAUGGGAUCUACUGGGAGCAAAACACCCCUCGCCUGCUAACACGUCAGGAUGCUCAGAGUCUCCUGGCCCCAGUGAAGUCCUCCGUUGUUCCUGUUGAAGGAUGUCCUGAAUUACCACACAAACUUGUGGCAAUAUGUGACAUUUCAGCCGACACAGGAGGGUCCAUAGAUUUUAUGACCGAGUGUACUACCAUAGAACGGCCCUUUUGCAUGUAUGACGCAGACCAGCAUAUUAUUCAUGACAGUGUUGAAGGCUCUGGGAUUCUGAUGUGUUCCAUUGACAAUUUGCCAGCUCAGCUUCCAAUUGAGGCUACAGAAUACUUUGGAGACAUGCUUUACCCGUAUGUUGAAGAGAUGUUGUUAUCAGAUGCGUCACAGCCUCUGGAAAGCCAGAACUUUUCUCCAGUGGUGCGAGAUGCAGUGAUUACGUCCAAUGGUCUAUUGACUGACAAAUACAAGUACAUACAGAAACUCCGAGAAAGCAGAGAACGAAUUCAAUUCCUUUCAAUGAGUACCAAGAAGAAGAAGGUUUUGGUUCUUGGGUCUGGCUACGUAUCUGGACCUGUUUUGGAGUAUCUGUCAAGAGACAAAAAUAUAGAAAUAACACUAGGCUCCGACAUGACAAACCAAAUGCAACAGCUGAGCAAGAAAUACAAUAUUAACCCUGUCAGUGUGACUGUUGGCAAGCAGGAAGCAAAGCUGCAGUCCCUGGUAGAAUCCCAGGAUCUUGUCAUCAGCUUGUUGCCCUAUGCGCUGCAUCCAGUUGUGGCCAAGGCCUGCAUCGAAAGCAAGGUUAAUAUGGUCACUGCAAGCUACAUCACACCAGCCAUGAAAGAACUGGAAAAGAGUGUGGAUGACGCUGGCAUCGCAGUCAUUGGUGAAUUGGGAUUAGAUCCUGGUCUUGAUCACAUGUUGGCAAUGGAAACAAUCGAUAGAGCCAAAGAACUGGGAGCCAAGAUUGAGUCUUAUGUUUCCUACUGUGGUGGCCUUCCUGCCCCUGAGCAUUCAGAUAAUCCCUUGCGAUAUAAAUUCAGCUGGAGUCCAGUGGGAGUCUUGAUGAACAUAAUGCAGCCUGCUAGCUAUCUGCUCAACGGAAAGGUUGUGAAUGUGACAGGGGGAGUCUCUUUUCUCAACUCUGUUACACCCAUGGAUUACUUCCCAGGACUAAACUUGGAAGGGUAUCCUAACAGAGAUAGCACAAAAUAUGCCGAGAUUUAUGGAAUUUCAUCUGCCCAUACAUUGUUAAGGGGAACACUGAGGUAUAAGGGAUAUUCCAAAGCUUUGAAUGGAUUUGUGAAGUUGGGACUCAUCAACAGAGAAGCAUAUCCUGCCCUCCAACCUGAGGCCAACCCGCUCACCUGGAAACAGCUGCUUUGUGACCUAGUUGGGAUUUCCCGCUCCUCCUCAUGUGAGAAGCUUAAGGAAGUUGUCUUUACAAAGUUGGAAGGGGACAACACCCAGCUGGAAGCUGCCGAAUGGUUGGGCUUACUCGGGGAUGAGCAAGUCCCUCAGGCGGAGUCCAUUGUGGAUGCAUUCUCCAAGCACUUGGUCUCAAAACUCUCCUAUGGCCCCGAAGAAAAGGAUAUGAUUGUGAUGAGGGACACCUUUGGCAUCAGACAUCCAUCUGGACAUUUAGAAAAUAAGACCAUUGAUCUCGUGGUUUAUGGAGACUUCAAUGGUUUUUCGGCAAUGGCUAAAACUGUGGGGUUACCCACAGCCAUGGCAGCCAAAAUGUUACUUGAUGGUGAAAUUGAAGCCAAAGGCCUAAUGGGGCCAUUUACAAAGGAGAUCUACGGGCCAAUAUUGGAGCGGAUUAAAGCAGAAGGCAUUGUAUUUAACACACAGAGCACAAUCAAGCUAUAAAUGGGGAUUUAUUUUCCUAGACACCACAACUGUUACCUUGUGUGUGACAAACAUGCUUGCUGAUGUGCUAAAGCAUGAAGCAUGAUAUGUUUUGAGUACGUUCAUGCAACGGUGUUUUUUAAAUUCAAAUCUCUAUUUUAGUAAAGCCUUUGGAGUAGAAGAUUUCAGACAUUACAGAAACCUUUAAUAAGUCUCCUGUGUAUUUUUGUGUGUGUAUGUAAAGGUGAUAAUGAUCAUAGUUUGUUAAUUUAUUGUGCUUCCUUUUUCCUGAGAACGUAUCAUCAAUAAAUGCAGUUGUACUAUUUCUUUUCCCAGAAAAAAAACAACUUCGCGUAGUUAUAUUUUUGUAUUUUUCAAAUUUAUUCUGCUACAUACC